Acanthosepion pharaonis is the source of this 1941-nucleotide messenger RNA. The record is from the annotation of a GenBank genome assembly. NCBI's taxonomy places the organism in Eukaryota, Metazoa, Mollusca, Cephalopoda, Sepiida, Sepiidae.
AUGCUGUCAAGGUUGUUUGGCAAGAAAUCAAAGACUAGGGCAAACUUGGCAAUUUCAGAAAAAUAUCAAAAGGCUGAAUUGAAAUCUCAGGAUCAUCAUCGUAGAAAUUCCAAAUCACUUAAUGAAUACACUCCUAAGGGUAAACACGAAGCUUCUGAAUUAGAGAAAGUAGAGAGUCCUAACUCGAGUUCUACAGAACUGUGGAAAGAUGAAAUCAGUAAAGAGAUUGAAGAUCUUAAGCAACAAUUACACAAAAAGCAGGCAGUGUUUGCUGCUUUGACUUCAGGUCGUUUAUCUCAUUCAUGGCCUCAUCAAAGACCUUCUUGUUCCUGCCAAACUACACCGCCACCUACACCACUUGUUGAUGCCUUGACUAUUGAGCUUUUUGAUUCUGCACUUGAUGAGAAAUCCAAUCUAGUUGCCAGUGCCACUCAGACUGAUCGUUUAGGCUGCCAUUUAUCAUAUGGCCAUCUGAAUUCUUCAAACAGCUCCAGCACCAGUGGAGUUAUUGAUGUAGACUUAUGUUCGAGUAGUUCUCGUAGCCAAGAUGGCCGGAAGAAACGAAAGAACUUCAUUCGCAGUUCACACAGAUUUGAAAGUGAUAGCCAGACAUCCCAAAGCAUGGAAAGCAACCCUGAGACCAACAUUUCUCUGCCACGACAGAGAAGCCCAAGCUUUAGAGCAGCUAUUGAGAGUCAUUCCAACAACUGUUUACAAGCAGGAAGUGAAGAUGCACAACUAAUUAGAAGAAACCCUAGUUUUAUGGCUGCUGUUGGCAGUCAUGGUGCUGCUAACCAACAACACAAUGAAACUGUGCACCUUACACGUAACCGCAGUCUAAGUUUUCAGGCAGCAAUUGAAGAUGGGCAGCAGAGUCCAAGAGCUGAAAAUAAUGACACUGACUUCAUCUCAACUAGUGCUGACACGACGCCGGAAAACCAAAAUGUUCCGGAAGGUUUUACUCUAGACACUCAUGGACGAGUAGUCUUGCCCUCUGGUAGGCAGGAUUCCCGCUCUGUAAACUUUCAGUUGAGCCACGUUAAUUCUUACAGUGGUGUAGACCUUCAAGCUGCCGGUAACCUUCAACAGUCUUCAAAAGCAGCUGAGGAUUCUAAGAAUUCUCAUUCCUCACAUAACUCUCAAAAGAAAUCUGAAGAAUGGAAAAAGUCUACUCGAACUGUCCCUAAUCCUGAAGUUGAAGUAACUUAUGCUUCACCAACUGCAUCUAUUGAAAGCAGUGGAUCUGAUGUACCAAAGAAAUCUUGUAUCCGUGAUAGUAGCCAAAGACUUAAUUCUAGCACUGAAGGGGUUCAGUCUUCUAGUACAAAUGAAGCUUCACCUAAGUCAACAAGUACAGCAGUAACAAUGGAGAAUUCUAGUACACCUCAACCAUCUUCUCCUCGACAUUCACGCACCCGGAGGAUGAGUGCACACACAUUGGAUGUGGCUAAGGAAACAUUGAUCAGUGAAGAAAAGUCAGAUCCUAAAAUGUUAAAACUUACAGCGAACAAGGAAAAAUUGCUCAGCUUACAAAAACAAAAAGAAGCUAUGAGUAGUUCAACCAAGGCUGCUGGAGAUGUGACUACAAAUAAAAACUUGGCAAGUCUUGAAACAGCUGUAAAAGAUACAAACAAACCUGAUGAUAUUUCCAACAAUGCUAUUUGGGCUCCUGACAGUAUUUCACAACUCUCCAAGUUACGCGAGACCUAUGCCAUUCUGAAUAUUUGGUUCAGCAUAAAGCAGUUCUUUCUUUACCUCUUUAUUUUGACACAUAGUUUAUUCAUCUCUUCUACAAGCUUUCUUCUUCCACUAUUUGCCUUCUUUUCUAUAUGCCUAGUUUCUGCUGAAGGUAAUUGCCAUCUCUUUCUGUUUCAUUUCAUCCACUCUUUAUUGUUCAGUUUCUGCUCUUCAGAUCAGGAUCAAGAAAAUAUUCUUUUAUAA